CCCACAUACAUACAGUCAAGGGAGGUGGUGGUGGGGGAAUAUUCAGCCUUUUGCCGAGUCUCGCUUGAAAGCACGUGGAAGUCGCAGUAGACAGCAAAACGCUGCUUUCUGGAACCUUAAACCAUUUUGCACAGCGGCAGCUCAAGAGCGAGCACACGCACGCACGCAUCCACGGGAGAAAGGGGAGAGGGAAGCCGCAGAGGGUUCCCUUCGCGCUUACCUUACUCGCUACCAACCAUUAUUUGGAUUUGCUUUUGCCUGCUUUGGGGCGCCUGAUCGCUCACAUACACAUUCUCACACACCCCUCUCACUCGACUCUUUCAACCCCCGCCCCCAAACGCGAUUUCUGUUUUGCAACCCGGAGUCAGGUUAAAUUUGCAACGGAAGAAGAGCGAAUAAAACAGACACACACGACAUGGAUAACAAUUCUGGUGGUGUGAUCCUGUACGUGGGCUCCACAGCUGGCUCCAGCCCCACCCCGGGCAGCCCUCCCAGUGGAUACCGGGUGCCUUCACCACAACACUCCCUGCCAUCCUCGUUGGAAGAGCUGACCCUCACUGAGAUUGGAGCCAUCAAGCCUCAACAGGUCAGCUCCCCGUCCUCGCCCAAGGUAGCUUUCCAGUUUCCUGAAGGGAUUCGCUACCCCAGCAAGGGUCAGUCACCCCCAGCGCCGAGCAGGGUACCUGCUGCUAAGCAGAAUGGAGCCACCGGCACCUUCACAAAGACAGGUGGGAUGGUGCUGCUCUGCAAGGUUUGCGGUGACAUUGCCUCAGGUUUCCACUAUGGUGUCCAUGCUUGUGAGGGAUGCAAGGGCUUCUUUCGCCGGAGCAUUCAGCAGAACAUCAACUACAAGAUGUGUGUGAAGAAUGAAAACUGCAUGAUAAUGCGGAUGAACCGCAACCGCUGCCAACACUGCCGCUUCAAGAAGUGCCUGGCAGUGGGCAUGUCAAGAGAUGCUGUGCGCUUUGGGCGCAUUCCAAAACGGGAGAAGCAGCGCCUGCUUGAUGAGAUGCAGAGCUACAUGAACAGCCUGAACGAGGCCCCCAUGGACAUUGGCUUGAGUCCUGAGGCAGAUGCCCCACCCAGCCCUAAUGCCCAGGAAGAGGAGGCCAUCAGUGCCAUCUCAAGGGCUUACCAUGACAUCUUUGUGAACGGGCAGGACCGCCUGGGGAAGCGCAGCAGUGGGUCUCCAAGGAGUGAGGCCUGCCCUUUGACCAACUACAACGAGCAGCAGUUUAGCAACUCCUACAGCUAUGGGCAGUACGAGUCGGCCACUCUGCACGUCUCCAGCUAUGGCCCUCAGGAGCCACCCAGUUUUGUGGACAACAGUCCCCGGUGCUUCGGCAACGAGAUCUUCCAGGCCCAGCAGGCUGGCUAUCUGCACAAUGCUGGACACUAUCCAGCCUUUGACUACAGCUAUCCUGAGGCAAAUGCCCAGAGGGGCUGCCCCUGGCGGGGGACAACCAGCAGAGGCAUUGCCUGUCCUCUGAACGCCACCCCCUACUGUAGCAAUGGCAAGAGCAGUCAGCAAGUAUGGGAGGAAUUUUCACAGUGCUUCACACCUGCCGUCAAGGAAGUGGUAGAGUUUGCCAAGAGCAUUCCAGGAUUCCAGUUGCUCUGCCAGCAGGACCAAGUUAUGCUGCUCAAAGCGGGCACUUUCCAGGUGCUGAUGGUGCGCUUCUCUUCCCUGUUUAGUCCCAAGGAGAAGGUGGUGACCUUCCUGAGCGGGGAGACAUACUCACUCCGCAGCCUGCGUACCAUGGGCAUGGGCUCCCUCCUGGAUGCCAUGUUUGAGUUCAGCGAGAAGCUCAGCUCCCUGGGCUUGGAUGCACAGGAAAUGGCACUCUUCAUGGCUGUGGUCCUUGUCUCAGCAGAUCGCUCAGGCAUCUCUGACGUGGAUGCAGUCGAAAUCCUUCAAGAGACUUUGAUACGGGCCUUGAGAACUCUAGUGACUAAGAAGCACCCAGACGACUCCACACUUUUCCCCAAGCUGCUCCUUCGUCUCCCUGACCUGAGGACCCUCAACAACCAGCAUUCGGAGAAACUCCUUGCCUUCCGAAUCAACCCUUAAGCCUGCUGGACCAGUCAGCUUCUUAAACCCUAAGAGUUUAGGGAAGAAGAAUCAACCAUCAAGCAAAUUUAAUGCAUUGGACUAAAUUUUGCUCUUUGGGAGAAGACUGUGACGAUGAAAGGAGAGGAGCACAAGGGAUCCGGCAAGGGAGGGGAGCCCAUAGCCCAUCACAGCUGGGAUCUGCUAGAGCAGAUCCCUCCCUGGUGAGGAGAUCAGAUACAGGAGGAAGGGUGUGUUUCCCAGAUAGCGCUCUCCAUGGCACUGUGCAGAUUGAAGAUCAUUUAUUUUGCUAGAAGAGAUCAAGCAAAUGAGCUGGACACACAUUGUACUGUGUUUUCUAAAUGUGUGUUGAUAUAGAUGUAUAUAGAUAUAUAUAGAUAUAUAUAUAUUGAUAUAUAUAUAUUGAUAUAUAUACAUACAUACAUAUAUAUUGUUCUUUCCAUAUGAUAUUGUGUUGAGGUUCUGUAUAUAAAGACACUGGGCUUAUUGUAUAUAGUAAUUAUUAUUGGUAGCUCUUUGGCGGGAGAAGUGGAGGAAAACAGAGGACAUCCUCACCUUGAGCUCCCUUCCUUUAUCUGCAUGCUACCACAGUCCCAAGUCUCAGGCUCCCCCCCCCUUUGGUUUUGUUGUUGGCUCUGUUUUCGUGCUGCUUUCCUCCCAAAGCACAUAGAGGGCUAAUUGCUAUCCUGGUCUUAAAAAGUUCAGUAUAUACUACAAAUUUUACAGGGUAGGAGUUUUCUUCAAGAUGUAAAGUAGAGCUACUCAAAUUAGGCCAGUUUUCCACUUCUGCAAUUGAACAAGUGGGGCCACAGUCCUCUUUGUCAUGUCUGACAUGGGUGUCUAUAUCUAUAUAAUAUAUAUUCUGUAAGUGUCUCAAACAAAAACACAAAAGGGGCUUCCACCAGUCCGUAGGUAGAGUUGCACUCAGCUCUGUGAGACAGCCAUAUAGCAUGCUAACAAGGCUGCUGGCUGGGGUGGGAGGAGAAAAGCUGUGGAGAGGUUAAGGCUGUGAUCCUAACCUCACUUGGAGUAAGCUCAGUAGGACUUACUUCUGAGCAGACAUGGUUGUGAGGGGGGCAGCUUCUCAGAAGGGCAAAUGGAAGACGCAUGAGUGCAGAUGAAUGUUUCAAGAGAGGUGACAAAGAAGGCUGGGAUUCACCAGGGCUCCUUCCAUGCCAAGUCAGGUUUAGGGAAACAAGCAAAGAAUAGUUGAGCCAUUAGGAAGAAAGGGCUAAGCAAAGCAAACACUCCUACUACCAUUCCACCCAACUUGCCCGGUUCCUUCCGGGCAAUGGUGCUUUCUUUCUUUACCUGAAGAAUGAAGCCGUGAGUACUGUCUCCCAGAGUUCUAGAACCCGGCCUUCCAUUCCUAACCUCUAGAUCUUGCUCCCCAUAGAAGCCCAGAGUCAUGACUAUCUUCCAGAGCUGCCUUGGUUAUAUUUAACCCCACCUCUAUUCCAGAUUUUCAAGUACAACCCCAGACGUUUGCCUAAUCACUCUUUCCUAUCCAUAGGUUCCCUUUCCCAGGACAGAAUGGAACCUAGAAGUGCUGGCUCCAGGUUUUUUCCCCAUUCACUAUAUUUGGGGUUGUGUGUACUCUACACUUUAUAAAUAACGACAUACACACACACAACCAGAUUCUGUACCAAGAAAUGCCUGAACCUGUGUCCUGAGUAAAUUAUGCAGAUUAAACAAAUCUUGUAUUUGUUUAUUCUGUGCAAUUUGUUCUGCUUCUGCUAGUGAGGAAAAAGGGUUGUUGGGGGUGGGGGGCACAGGAAGCGUCACAUAAUACUGAAGCUCCACCCAUUGAUCUCUUAAAGUUCUACUUGGAGAACUCUGGAAGUUCUACUUGGUGUCUGAUGCUCAAACUACGCAUGGUGUUGGCAGGCCCAUGUCUAAAGUGUAGGUUUAGAGCAUCAAAGGGAUACACAUGGGGGUGCUGCUGCACUGAUCCCUUCCUCAGGUGCUGCUGUUUUCUCCCCUGAUUCAGGCUCCAAUACCAACUGAGAUAAAAGUGCCUGAGGGAAAGAGCUAUGAUGGAGAGGAAGAUGUCCAGUGCAGGGAGGGUUCAGUGUACCCCCUCAUCCCCCUUUUUACAUGUGAUCAGGGCAAAUGUUUGAAGAAAACCUUUCUGCCAUUCUCAUGUGUAGUUUGGCUCUAGGAAUUUACUAGGCAGAGCCCAAUUUUUCAAAAUUAUUUCCUCUGCCAUAGGGGGAAGACUAUUUUCCACUCAAAAAAGAAAACUGAGAUUCUCAGGAUGCUGAAUUCUGUGCCAGAAUUCCAUACUUGGAGGAUGCUGGAAUUGCAAGCACAUAGAUUACACACAGCCUUGACUAUAUAGAUCCAGAGAUCCCCCCCAAAUGGUUUCCCGUCAGCUGUUGUAUGUCAUACUCUGGUUAUAAACACACUAGUUGCUGGAUCAAAGUGUUUCCAUUAGCCAGACCUGGAGGGGGCACAGGUUGAUCUUCCAAUCAGCUGCAAAAUCUCUUUGAAGCUGAAUUAAAGCAAAAAGCACUUGAGCUGCUCCCACCAGGUUUUAUAACAAAAAGGGGUGGGGUCUGACUAGCAUCGUGUGCCCCCAUUUUCAGAAGAGAGAGGUGAAGACACACAAGAAUCAGCAGAACAGCAAGUGCGUUUCUACCCUGUAUACAUUUAAAAGAAGCAGCCAAACCUUGAAAGGUUUUUUCCCUCCUUUGAAACUUUUGCGGGAGCUGACCAAAAUGGAACUUGGGCUCCCUCUUCUCUCCUUUAGGAUUUCUGCCCCCCUCUCCAUCCUACUCUGCAUUGAUACAUAUCAGGUCUUUUUACAUCCCAUCUACAGGAGCUCACAUGGCAUGUUUCAGUCACCCUCCUGUGUGCAUGAUGUGGGAGAUAUCUGUGUUCUUUGCAAGGUGGGAGGGACACUGUUGUUGCUGCUGCUGCUGUUCAACACUGCUUUUAAAAUAAAAAACAAACAUUGCACUUUUCUUAGAAAUCUAGAGGAAAAAAAUGUAUGUUAUAACAAAGAAUUCCCUCCCUAAACCAGAGUAUAUUUGUUCCAAAGGGAAAAUAAAGAUGGUUUUGUUUGCUGCUGCUGGGAGUCCAAAAGACUCACAAAAGAUACCGACAUGGAAGAGAGAGAGAGAGUUUAUUUUUUGUCUAAUAUUGAAGUGCAAUAAAUACAUUGAAAUAUAAAUAAAAUAAAGACUUGU
Messenger RNA from Rhineura floridana, 5262 nucleotides. RefSeq names its product nuclear receptor subfamily 1 group D member 1-like. Bases 416 to 2071 code for a protein of 551 amino acids. The transcript has 8 exons. The record is from RefSeq and is a predicted model, not a curated record. Gene Ontology annotation, biological process: positive regulation of transcription by RNA polymerase II; hormone-mediated signaling pathway; negative regulation of transcription by RNA polymerase II. Lineage: Eukaryota; Metazoa; Chordata; Lepidosauria; Squamata; Rhineuridae. Gene Ontology annotation, molecular function: nuclear receptor activity; RNA polymerase II cis-regulatory region sequence-specific DNA binding; zinc ion binding.